GACAGCCUUGCCUGUGUUUUUCCGGAUAUCGAUCCGUUUACACCCGAGGUCAUGAAAUUGUCCGGAUUGGAAAGGCGCCGGGUUAAAUGUGACGGCUACAUGCCGGAUCUGACCUACGUCAGAGGUAACAGGCUAGAGGUCAACCAAACACGGGUCAGGGCCAUUGCUGAUUUCAAAUCAUGCAAAUAUCAGGAGAUCCUCGUCCACCCGUCAGGGGAUAAAAAUAUGACCUUCGGGGGGUGGAGCGACAGCUUCACUUCCGGGAUACGCCUGAGAGAAAAUGUUGAAUUUCUUGUGAGCGUGUGUGAAAAUAACGCAUCCGGCACGACAUCUAAAACUUACCACACCCUCGUUCCCAAACGCCGAGAUUUGGCAGAAGAGCUGUCUUUCAAGUUCAAGAGGCGUGAUGUCACGUUCAGCCCGAAAGAAACGCUGAACGUCGUCAUGAUAGGAAUGGAUGGAGUUUCUCGCAAUCACUUCAUGAGGGCGAUGAACAAAACCUACGAGUUCCCGAUGAACGAGCUGGGCUCAUUCGACCUGAGCAUGCACACGCAGGUCGGCGUGAACACUUUCCCCAACGUCUUGGCCCUCUUAACCGGAAGCUACGAAAACGAAAUCAGAAGAUGGUGGCGGACUUCCGGAUUCUUGGACACAUUCGACUUCGUUUGGAAGGACUUUGAGACCGCCGGGUAUAGGACACUGUACACGGAGGACCAGCCCACCCUCGGGGCGUUUCACUUGGGGCGAAAAGGAUUUAGAAUCCCACCAACACAUCAUUACAGUCGCCCGAUCUGCCUGGCAAUCGAGGAUGACAGUUCUAUAUGGAAAGCCGGUCGCCAUUGCCUGGGUAAUCUGCCGGAGAUUACCUUUCACUACGAAUACGUUAAAAAGUAUCUAGAAACAUUCAAAGGCGAGCCGCUGUUCGCCAUGUACUUCCAAACAAGGAUCUCACACGAUGACGCAACGACCACAAAAAUGGCCGACGAUCACACUUACGACUUUUAUAAAUACCUCAACGACAGCGGACAUUUAAAUAAAACGUUGCUGGUGUCGUUUUCUGAUCACGGCAUCCGAUGGGGGCGGCUCCGACAAACAUUUAACGGCUUAAUUGAAAGUCGCGCUCCCUAUACGAUUCUGACUUUCCCCAAAUGGUUUUUGGACAAGUAUCCGGAUGCUGCAAGAAAUUUAAAAACAAACACUGAGCGACUCACGACCCAUUUCGACACACACGCAACCUUGAAGGAUCUCAUCUAUUUCAAGUCUGAUCGCACGGGUCCUUUAAUUCCAGGAAUUCACGGGGCAUCUCUUUUCGGGGAAUUGCCGAAGUCAAGAGUGUGUGAAGACAUCCCCAUCCCAAUGGAGUUUUGUCUGUGUGGCCAGGGUCGAAUACAAGAGCUUCCCAGCGCGUCCGAAUUAAGUCAUGGAUUAGUCGAUCUUGUUCUAAGGUCAGUUAAUCACAAAACGAACAAAACGAAGUGUGCGAACUUACAUUUAGAAGAGAUUGUUAACGUCGCCUACAUCACACUGAAGAAAGAUGAUGGCAAGGAGCAGAGAGUAUUUAAAAUCAAAUUCAUUACUUCGCCAGGUGGCGCCCUGUACGAAGGAACGAUAACUACGACGAAAUGUGAGGAUACGGAUCUGCUGCAUUAUAUUGAAGCGCUGAACUUGGCGGAAGUCAACAACACUCUGUCGGUGACAGUCGGAGAAACAAUUGACAGAUUAAACUUUUAUGAAGGUCAGGCGGAUUGCGAGCCAGAUGUUACAAAGAAAGCUUACUGCUACUGCCAGGAUCUGUUCAAUCAAACAACUCAAUCUUAA
Lymnaea stagnalis (great pond snail) is the source of this 1818-nucleotide messenger RNA. Lineage: Eukaryota; Metazoa; Mollusca; Gastropoda; Lymnaeidae. The record is from the annotation of a GenBank genome assembly.